AUGAGGGCUACUUCAGAAUCAGCAGAGUUGAUAUUUUUAGCCACUAACCUUGGCCUAGAGAUGUUGUCAGCUGCUUGUGAUCAGGCUUCCUCCCCAAGAAGACCCCACUUUGCACUAUUUGGGAUGCUGUUGGCUAUUGCAGCUCUGCUCAUUUCCAUCGGGGAGCUAAUUUGCAGAGGUAAAAGGGAACGAGUUGUGUUGAGGAGAUGGGGAAUGCUCUGGUGGUUUUAUCAUCCACCACCUCCUCGACAUACGCCUUUUGGUACUCUUCCUGACAUUUAUGGACUAGUUGCUGGCAUCUUACAGUGCAUUUGCUCUAUAGUUCAGUAUGUUUACUGCCUUCAGCAUGCUGAUAGUCCUUUGAAAGCAUCCCUUUUGCCUGCCAUAUUUCUUAUCUGUUUAAUUGGUUCAAGACUAAGUAAUAAGCGAAUGACCGCCAAUACCACUGAUAACAUGGACUCGUGGGAAAAUUCUUCAAGCACGGAAGAAACUUCGUUGCAUCCAAUUCCAGUGUAUGAUGCACCUGCAAAUAUACCACUUCUCGAUAAUCAGGAGGUAGAGGUUGAGGGCAACAUAGAGAAGCAGAAGCAGGAGCAGCGGCGGCUGGAGGAGCAGCGGUUGUUGGAGCGGCGACUGGAGGAGUUGGAGCGGCAACUGGAGGAGUGGCGGCUGAAGGAGUGGCAGCUGGGGGAGGAGGAGUGGGAGGAGCGGCAAAUGGAGCGGAAAAUGAAGCAUAGUCUGCAACUUUGA
This is a messenger RNA of Prunus armeniaca (apricot), 750 nucleotides long. The record is from the annotation of a GenBank genome assembly. Lineage: Eukaryota; Viridiplantae; Streptophyta; Magnoliopsida; Rosales; Rosaceae.